GAGGUCUGCACUGAUUGUGGCGUGCGUGUUGGCUGCCCUUGCGCUGCCCCUCCAGGCCCUCCCACCCCCUGCCGGAGGAGAGGGGCUCUCCGCCCUGCAGCCUCGCCCCCCAAAGUCCGCAAGUGGGCGUCACCUGACCUGGUGGAUAUUCGGGAACGAUGACGAAGAAGUGACCACGCCCGAUGCAAGCGACCACGUCUCGCCCACGCCCCCUCCUACCUCCUCGCCCGGCCCCACGACCACAGAGGAGCCGAGUGCAUGGAGGUCGUGGUUCUCUAAUGUGGGCGACAAUAUUAAGAGCGCGGCGUCCAAGGUCAAGGACGAGCUCCGGGAGGUGAAGGAGGCGUACGACUCGGGGCGGGCGGCGGUGGGGACGGCGCUCAAAAAGGGGGCCAAUAGGGUCGGCUCCGCCAUCAAGUCCGGCUUCAGGAAGAUCAAGAUCAAGUUCACCGGAGGCAAGGAGAAGUUCAACAUCAUGGCGACGCGCCUGAAGGAGAAGCUCGAGGCGGGCGACGACCGAAUCCUCGAGCUCAUGAGGAAGCUUGGGAUCAACGUGAACAUCGAAGACAACAAGAUCACGGGAACCACCCUGGACAAGAAGAACGUGUCCGUGACCGAGAUCCUUCACGGCGAGGGUCUUCUCUCCAACAAGUCCGCUCACUACCACACUGUCGUCGAGGAGCCUGAGUUCACGGGCGGAGAGAGGGCGCCGGAGCUGGGCGAAGGGGCAGGCGGAGAAGCCACGACGGAGGAGGUAUUCCACUCCGCCGAGGACCAUGACACUUUCCAUGUCACUGAGGAUUAUGAUACAUUCCACUCCGCUGAGGAUCACGACUCUUUCCACUCCGCCGAGGAAUACGAGGAUGACUUAAUCACCCCCUCGACUUCGCGCGCAUCGCCUUCUUCCACCGCAAGGCCUUCGGUUGGUGUCACGGAAUCCACUCCUGGGCAUUCGACGACGACCAGGAUGCCAACCACAACGGCGCCAACUCCCACGGUGGAACUUUCUUCAACAACUUCCACAACAAUGCCCUCUACUGGGCGACCAGUUACGACUAGAAAGCCAACAACAACGAGCACUAUGGUACCGUACACAUCACCUUCUUCAACCCUCUCUACAACACUCGAACCUACAACUCCAACGACGACAACAACAAUCGAACCUACAACUCCAACGCCAACGACCACAACAACAAUCGAACCUACAACUCCAACGCCAACGACCACAACAACAAUCGAACCUACAACUCCAACAACCACAACAACAGUCAGAUUCACAGCCUCAACUACUACCUCUACAACACCUAAACCUUCACCACCAACAUCCACCACAACACUCAUACCCACAGAUACAAGCACCUCUACAACACCUAAACCUUCUUCCCCACCAACAACCACCACAACAGUCAAACCCCCAGUUUCAGUAACCUCUACAACAAUGAAGCCUUCACCACCAACCACCACCACAACAACUCCAAACCCAACAACAUCGACGACACUCAUAUCCACAACUCCUACAACUUCAACAACAUUCAAGCCAUCAUCCCCACCAACAACUACCAUAAUCCCUGAAACAACCACGCGAAGCACAGUUCCGUCGACGAGUAAGCCGAGCCCUCCGUCGCCUACACCUUCAGGAGAGGGAGUCAGCGAGUCUUACGAACCUCCCCUUUUCCCCGGAGGUUCAACCCACGCUGAGGAGGCAGGGGGGGAAGAGGAGGACGCUGAACCAUUUGAACCUCCACCGUUCCCCGAUGUGUUCAGCGACCCGGAUGUACGAGAUCGCCUCAGGGAGUUCUAUGAGAAAGGAGACUUCAGCCAUUCAGAACUCAUUUCCAGGUUGAAUUUCGACCCGGAAAACUAUGAGUAUUAUUAUGAUGGGGAUUAUGAUUAUUCUGAGUAUGUCUGAUCAGUGUGUGUGUGUUUUUUUUGUUGUUGUUUUUUUUGUAGCGUUUGUGUUUGUUUAUAUACGCCCCUAUCCACCAGUCCUCUAUUGCCGGGGAGUAUAGACAUUAAGACAGUCUAAAGCCCUAUAAAAGAAAAAAAAAAUACUAGUGAAUCUUUUAGCAUAGUCCCCCCUAAAAAGAACAUUCCUAUCCAUUUUCUUUGACACAGACACUGUAAUUUUACUUAUCUUUUUGACAUUCCAUUAUAAUUGUGUUUAAGUUCUUGUUUCCGCUUUAUAUCACGCCAUAAUCCAUCUUUAAAUAACCACAGCAUUAAACUUAAGGGUAAACUAUUGAAAAAUAGCCUUUUGCUUCAUUAAAGGGAGUCGGUCGUAUUAAAUUGUGUGUAUAAAUCUUUGGGCAUUGAAUAAUAUAUCUAAACCCUAAACGUAUGUCUGCUAACAUUAAAAAAAUAAUAAAAUAGGUUUUUUUUAAUGAAAAUCCUCAAUAAAAUUACUUACAUGUAUGUACAUACAAUACAUAAUUCAUGUUAAAGUAUGUAUGGCUAUUAUUGCAAAUACAGAUAUUCAUGUAUUUAUAAUUGUGAUGUGUUUUGAAUUGAUAUCUUAGAGCCACUAUGUUGUAAUAAUAAAAGUUGUUUACCAGAUCCCUUACAUUAAAAAAUAAUGACAUAUAAUUAAGGUAUCAAUAAUUAAUUACCAUACUGUGUUUAAGAUAAUCACCAUGAUCUGGUCUCUUGAGAUGCAUAGUAUCUCUUUUCUGAUCUUUGUCUAAUGUAUGUGAAUGAAAAUAAAGGGAAAAUAUAGAAGAAAUUAAUGUAAAAGUAUUACCUGAAGAAAAGGCUGAUACUUAAAAGACAGUUAGGAAUGGAUAUGGAAUUGAGGAAGUUGUAUUCUGCAUUGUGCAUUCUGACUGUACUUUACUCAUGGUCAAAAAUUUCUUAAAGUAUUUAUAGGCAAGUGGCUUUAUACUUUUUCACUACUACAAGUAAUUACUGCAUACUCAUUCCUUGAUAAUGAUUAUGUGAGCUUGUACAGGCUGAUAUAAUUGCAGAAUUAAGCAGAAAAAUCAGGUCUUAUUAAUUAGCGUUUUAGAUACAAUGAAAUUAAGUUAUUAACAUAUGUAUUAAAUGACAAAUUAUUUAUUUUUUAUACAAACAACAGACAAUAUUUAUCAUGUGUCACUGGUAUUAGACUAAUGUAGUUUUGACAGUAACAGAACUAGCACUGUCCAUUUCCAUAAAUAUAACGAACAUUUUAACAAAGUGUACAGUGUCUUUUAUAUAGAUCUUGAGCUGCAUGUUUAUGUUAUAAUGUACAGUUGAACUGUUAUUGUUUUCAACUUCAGAAGAAAUUGCUAUUUGUACUAUGUUAAUUUUGAAGAAUUCCUUCAAAUGUUUUAAAAGUUUUUGCUACAUU
Penaeus indicus is the source of this 3325-nucleotide messenger RNA. RefSeq names its product mucin-2-like. The coding region runs from base 476 to 1909 and encodes 477 amino acids. Lineage: Eukaryota; Metazoa; Arthropoda; Malacostraca; Decapoda; Penaeidae. The transcript is spliced from 2 exons. The record is from RefSeq and is a predicted model, not a curated record. Gene Ontology annotation, molecular function: protein binding.